GCGGGGUGGCCUGAGCGCGUGGGUCGCGGGUCAGGUCAAGGGGUCGAAAGUCCGGCUCGUGAUCCAGGAUCCAAGCAGGCCGAGGAGCAGAAGCAUGGCGUCGUCGGGGUCGGUGCUGCAGCUGCGGCUGGUACUGCUGAUGCUGUUGCUGGCGGGCGCGGCGCGGGCCAGCCUGUACUUCCGCCCGGGCCAGACCUGCUACCGGCCCCUUCGCGGGGAUCAGCUGGCCCAGCUGGGGCGCAGGACUUAUCCUCGGCCGCACGAGUACCUGUCCCCAUCGGACAUCCCCAAGAGCUGGGACUGGAGAAAUGUGGACGGUGUCAACUACGUCAGCGUCACCAGGAACCAGCACAUCCCACAGUACUGUGGCUCCUGCUGGGCCCACGGGAGCACCAGCGCCAUGGCAGACCGCAUCAACAUCAAGAGGAAAGGCGCGUGGCCCUCCACCCUGCUUUCGGUGCAGAACGUCAUCGACUGUGGCAACGCUGGCUCCUGUGAAGGCGGCAAUGACCUUCCAGUGUGGGCCUAUGCCCAUAAGCAUGGCAUCCCCGAUGAGACCUGCAACAACUACCAGGCCAAAGACCAAGAGUGUGACAAGUUUAACCAGUGUGGGACCUGCUCCGAAUUCAAAGUGUGCCAACCCAUCCAGAAUUACACCCUCUGGAGAGUGGGUGACUAUGGCUCCCUGUCGGGUAGGGAGAAGAUGAUGGCAGAGAUCUACACCAACGGUCCCAUCAGCUGCGGGAUAAUGGCGACGGAGAAGAUGGUGAACUACACUGGCGGCAUCUAUGCCGAGCACCAAGACCAGACAUUUAUCAACCACAUCAUCUCCGUAGCUGGCUGGGGCAUCAGCAGUGAUGGGAUCGAGUACUGGAUUGUCCGUAAUUCAUGGGGCGAACCCUGGGGUGAAAGGGGCUGGAUGAGGAUUGUAACCAGCACCUACAAGGGAGGCACGGGUGGCAGCUAUAACCUGGCCAUCGAGGAGGCCUGCACAUACGGGGACCCCAUUGUUUAAGUAGCCGUCUCUGGAGGCAACGGUGGAAACCAUGGCAGGGAUGGGUGAUUAUCAACACCGGACACGGGACAGCUAGAAACGUUGCUGUGGCCAUGAGGGGCAGAGUGUGGGCUGCAGAAGCCACCCCGAGAAGAGAUGGUAAAGGAGGAACCACACCUCAUCGUGGCCCUCAGGACCAGAGCCCUGCUCAGCUACCUGGAGAAGACAGUGUAGAGCAGUUCUGAGGUCACCCUGGAAUCCUCGGGUGGGGAGGACAAUCCCAGACUGCCUCAGCGGUAAAUAAAGCAUCUAGCCCACCCGA
Messenger RNA from Myodes glareolus (Bank vole), 1316 nucleotides. RefSeq names its product cathepsin Z (gene Ctsz). Gene Ontology annotation, molecular function: cysteine-type peptidase activity. Lineage: Eukaryota; Metazoa; Chordata; Mammalia; Rodentia; Cricetidae. Gene Ontology annotation, biological process: proteolysis. The record is from RefSeq and is a predicted model, not a curated record.